CCGCCGUAAAGCGCGGGCGAUGUCGGAGCAGCCGGUGGCAGGGGUGGCGGUGGCGGCGGCGGCGGCGGCGGCGACGCGGACGCGCUUCGAGAAGCGGCUGCUGGUGACGGGUGGCGCCGGCUUCAUUGCUUCACAUGUAGUUGUGUCCCUCGUCAAAAACUAUCCAAACUAUCUGAUUAUAAAUCUAGAUAAGCUCGACUACUGUGCAAGUUUGAAGAAUCUUGAAACUGUCUCUGAGAAGGAAAACUACAAGUUUAUCCAGGGGGAUAUUUGUGAACCUCAUUUUAUAAAACAGCUUUUUGAAACUGAGAAAAUUGACAUAGUCCUUCAUUUUGCAGCCCAAACUCAUGUAGAUCUUUCAUUUUGGCACGCCCUGGAAUUCACCUAUGUGAACGUUUAUGGCACGAAUGUACUGGUAGCUGCUGCACAUGAAGCCAAUGUGGAGAAGUUUGUCUAUGUCAGUACAGAUGAAGUAUAUGGAGGCAGCACUGAUCAGGAAUUUGACGAAUCCUCACCAAAACGUCCUACAAAUCCCUAUGCCUCCUCUAAAGCAGCUGCGGAGUGUUUUGUUCAGUCUUACUGGGAAAGGUACCAAUUUCCAGUUGUUAUUACGCGAAGCAGUAAUGUUUAUGGGCCACACCAGUAUCCAGAAAAAGUUAUUCCAAAGUUUAUAUCUUUGUUGCAACAGAACAGAAAAUGCUGUAUUCAUGGUUCUGGACUUCAAAGAAGGAAUUUCCUAUAUGCUACUGAUGUUGUAGAAGCAUUCCUUACUGUUCUGAAGGAGGGGAAGCCAGGUGAAAUUUAUAACAUUGGAACUAAUUUUGAGAUGUCCAUUGCCCAGCUUGCUAAGGAGUUAAUCCACUUAAUAAAGAAGACCAGUUCAGAAUCUGAAAUGGAGCACUGGAUGGAUUACGUCAAAGACAGACCUGCCAAUGACAUGAGAUACCCAAUGAAUUCAGAAAAAAUGCACAAGUUAGGAUGGAGACCUAAAGUGCCUUGGAAAGAAGGAAUAGAGAAAACAAUUGAAUGGUACAAAGAAAACUUUCACAACUGGAAAAAUGCAGAGAAAGCUUUGGAGCCCUUUCCUGUGACAGAGCCAUUUGCUCAGCUUAAUGUUCCAUAAGGUGGCAGAGAUCUUGAAGGAAUCUAUUCUACCUCACAGUCUUUUCUUUGAAGCCUGCAAUCAAGUGACCACAGCAAAUUCUUAAUGCAUCCAAGAUACGUGAACCGUGAUAAGUACAGAUCUAUAAUAUGGCAUGACUUUGGAAGGGUUCAGCACUUUAUAAGUUUAACUUGUUAAUUUCAGCUUUUGGUGCAAUAUUAAAUCUUCACUAGGUAUAGAUUUAUUUUUUUCUGAAGAAUUUUACAGGGUGAAGAAUUUUUAUACUGUUAUAAAAGUUAGUAUAACCGAUGUCAAAUCUGUCUUACUCAUUUUGAAUGAGAGGAUUGUGACUACAGUGUUUGGGACUUCCAGUGAAUGUGUGCGUAUAUGUAUUUUUAGUUCUGAAAUCUUUCAUCUGAUUUAUUUUGUUUUUACACUGUAAUAUAUGUUUUGUCACUUUAAAUAGCUGCCUUCUGGUUUAAAUCAAGUGGAAAAGAUGAUGUAUUUUCUAGAGAGUAUAAAUUGAUUGGUAAAAACUAGAUAUGGCAGCCAUAUGGUUCACAGUUCUUUUCUCUAUUGUUGCAGUAUUACGUUGUGUAGAUGACAGUUUAAAAUGUUAUCUACUCUAAAUGCUUUUUUGUAAAAGGGAUGGGGAAAUUGUUAAGAAAGCAGAUGUUCUUACUGAGAUUUCCACAAGCCAUUUCUUAAACUUUGCUCCAAUGUCUUAGAAGUCAUCUGUUUACCGUAUUAUGUCCUUUUAUGUUUUAACUUCCUUUUUCCUUUUCUAAAUUAUAAUUGUAACAGACUUCAAAUACUGUAAUGUCAUUAACAUUCCGGUAAUGUAACUUCCUGUGAUGUGAAGGCUAUGUACGAUGAAAAGUUUUAAAUACUUCCUUCGAAUUGUGGGUUGGCACACCUUAUUUGAUGCUGUGUUUGGUGUGUGUGUUUUUUGACAAACAUUUUAAAGAUGAAACAAAUUUGAGUUUUAAUG
Messenger RNA from Cygnus olor (mute swan), 2093 nucleotides. It is a transcript of the gene TGDS, whose product is annotated as TDP-glucose 4,6-dehydratase. The record is from RefSeq and is a predicted model, not a curated record. Gene Ontology annotation, biological process: nucleotide-sugar metabolic process. Gene Ontology annotation, molecular function: dTDP-glucose 4,6-dehydratase activity. The transcript is spliced from 12 exons. The coding region runs from base 20 to 1123 and encodes 367 amino acids. Lineage: Eukaryota; Metazoa; Chordata; Aves; Anseriformes; Anatidae.